GACAAAAUAAAAAAUUAAAUAUGUUAAUUAAGAGAAGAACCAAGGACAACAUUUUCCCGCAUAUGCGGAAGAAGAACAAAACAGUUAAUAAAAACAGGGUUGAAUCCUUUCCUCGGCAUCCUGAAAGUUUCAAUGAAACUGCACACAAGCUCAACAUUGUCAAAACUAUUAGAGAAGAUUGGAAAAAUUUGAAUGAAAAAUAUGGUCAGCAUAGUAGCCAUACGAGAAGAUUACUCAAGUAUUACGUAGAAAAAUCAUGAGAUACUUCACUUGAGCUCCUUAAAAUGGAUGAAAAAGAACUAGCACUAUCCAUGCUUAAGAAUACAGAAGAAGAUUUGAAUAGCACCGAUGUUGAAUUUUCGUAUUAUAAGUACAAAGUUAAUUAUAACAUUGCUCAUAUCUGUAAUAUGUGCAAUAGAACUAAAUCUUGAAUAAAAUACCUCACAAGAGCACAGUUAUGAGCUGAACAAUGAAACUCGUCUUCAAACGACAAGUUGCACUUUUACGUAUCCUCAUCAAGAAUGCAGGAAAUUUUCUAUAAUAGAGCCAAAGCUUACCUAAGCAUAUACAAGUACCAAGAAGCAUUAGAAGAUAUUCAGGCUUCAAUAGGCUUGGCCCAUAAAAGUUGAGAAGAGAACACAGAAAUAUGUUCGAAACUUAUCGAAGAGCAAGAGUCCGACUCUAAAUUUCAGGACAGAAGGUUAUAGUUGAUAGUGAUACUGCAAGAGAAGCUAUGAAAGUAGCCAAUAAACAAUGGGAAUCUUCAAUUGCAUUCUUAGUCUCUGCAAUUUGGACAAAGAGUGAAAUAUUCGAAGCAAGAGGCAUGAGAGAUGAAAGUGUUACAAAUUAUGAAACUCUUCUAAAUUAUCUUGACUCAAAGUUAACAUCAGAGAAUCAUGAUUCUUUACAAGUUACAAUGACUAAAAAUAGACUCAUGCAAUUGCUAGACCCGAACCCUGAAAUCUCAAAGACAUUUGUUGUAAUAAAGCCAAAAAGUAAAAAGAAACUGCUAAAAAGACCAAAGAGCUCUGCUAAAUAAAAAAUCUAUCAAACUAUCUGCGACAAAGAGAUCAUCUGCACGAGCUAGGCCUCGGCCUACUAAUAAAGCCUUAAUUUGUCCUGAAUUCAUUGCAAAAUUGAGACACAGGAACAACACUAGAGAAGAAUCUGAGUUCUACGAGAGACUUAUUGAAGAAAUUGUUAAUAGAGCUCCUUUCAGAAUGAAUCUGAAUGAAUAUAUUUUGUAUAUCAAGGACCAUCUCUAUGUACCUGAUUAUGAGAUAAGCGAAGCUGCUAGGACAAAGAAGUCAUCCUCUAAGACAACUGGAUCGAAUAGAUUUAAACCUUCACAAGGACUUGAAAGCUCAGUGGACUUUGGAAGAGAUUCAGAAACUCUAACUCCUCUCAAGACUGAUGAAAGAAUUCAUGAGAAAAUUGAAGAGAGAAUCGAAGAAAAGACUGAACAAAGAAGCAUUCAUACUCCUAUACAAGAGCAAAACUUUAAGCAGAUAUAUCAAGGAGGUUACAGAGAUGUUGACCAGGAAAUCCUCUAUAGAUUAGUCUGUGGGCUUGCUCAGACUGAAAAUUCAGAAUUUGACGGUGACGAUGGAAGAUAUGAAACCAUAAAGAUACUUCUUCAUAAUAUUUCACUUAAAAAUAGGCAACCAAAGGAGUUUACCUAUGAAGCCUCAGAGUUAUUCCCUGACUUAGGAGGUGAAUGGAUGUCAUAUAAUGAGACUGAAAUUAAGAAUGCCUUAAAAUCAAGACUAGGAAGACUUUCAGGACACAUAGAUAUAGAUUUCACCAACACUGAUGCUAUUAUUAAAGGGACUGGAAGUCCAAAAUCUGAUUGCAACGAAGGAGAAUUGGUCUUCCUUAACAUGAAUGAAAAACCUUCUGAGAAAAAGGACUUCUCUGAAGUACUCAAAUCAUUUGAUAAAGACAUGGAAGAGCAGAAAAAGGCAAAGCUUAUGAAGAAGGUUACUUUUCAGGAAAAGACGAAAGGACCCAAAUUCAACCUAAACAAGAAUAAAGCAAACAAAAUUGAUGAACUAAGUUCAGAAAGUUACGAAGGAUCAGAAGAAUCUGAAGAGACUGAGUUCAUUAGGGGUGAAGGCAAAGCGGGAUUUAAAGAAUUCAAACCAAAUGCCAUACUUACAGAUGAGGACUUGAGAGUAAAGGAGAAGGUCAGAGAUGCAGGAUAUAAAGUUCCUAAAUAUGAUAUCAUCAAAGAUUACAAAAAUAUGCAGAGCCAUUUCUUAGAUGAUGAAGGACUCAAAUUUGAAGAAAAUAAAUAAAAUUGCCAAAUACGCUAGAUUUUUCAUGAAAGCUAGCAAUUACACUCCUGCCCAAGCAGCAUCCUUAUUCCAAUGAAGAUAUAAACUAAAACUACUAAGAGAGAAUAAAAGGAGAAAAGAAGCGAUGGAAGGAGCUAUCAUUGGAUUCUUUGUAAGGAAAUAUUACUGUCAUUUUAAAUGCAAAAAGGAUGAUCCUGACAGUACAAACAACUUUUAUAUAAAAUAUCUUCUGAAAAGGUCUUUGAAAGAAGACAAAAUAAUUAUAUUUGCCAAAGAUUUCACGCUACAGAAGGAAAAAUAGCCUCACUAUUAACUCAGCUGACCUUCCUGAAGAUGAUAACGACAUAAUUGAUUGAUGUAAAGCCUGGAUCCAAGUGAAGGUAAUAGGCCCUGACGACUAUAUUCUUUUGUUGUCAGAAGAAGGAGUCCCAGAGCCAGAACCUUUAAAACUAGUUGAGAGCACUCCUCCCCAACUUAUGCUUCCAAAAAGUCCCCAAGUUCUUAAAAUGGAGCAGAAGGAAAAUACUGGAGGAGAAACUACGAGAUUUGUGAAUGUUCAAAGUGAAGAACUUAAGGAAGUUCAUACUACAAAUGCUGCUUUAUCAAAAAUGUAUUCAUCUGGAGUAGUCAACCUUACUUUAGAGGGAGACGAUGAGGGAACUCUUCACAAUAACUUUGAAAGAUUAGAUGAAACUCCUAAAAUGAUGAAACAUAUCCUUACUCAGUCAGAUAAAGAAUAUAAGUCUAUUUUGUUCAUCCAAGCUAUGAUUAGAGCAUAUCUUAGAUUCGGUAGAAAGAGAAUUGCCACCAAAAGAAGACUUGCAGGACAUCAAAACAGAAGAGACGUUAACAUCAGAGCUUUAAGGAAAGUACAAAAGCUUGUAAGGCGAUUUUUGAUGAGAAGGAGUCAGGAAUACAAAAAUAAUUACCAAGUGCCUCUUGAAAAUUACAUUUUGACCAAGGGCAAAAGGAUGGAUGAUUGCAACUUCUAUAUUUUCAAAGUAUUUUGAGGAGCGCAAAUGAAGGAUGGAAAUAAAAGGACGUUGCUGAAGUUUUAUGCCAAUCAAAAGCCUGGGAAUAAUAAGUUGAACUUUAGCUAUCUGCUUCCAAAAUACUCUCUAAACAAGCAAUCUUUGAUAAAAGUAUGCAGCUUGAUGAUUGAAUAUUGUCUAUUUAUUGAUGACGGAGGAAGCUUAAGGUUAGAUUCAGAUAUUUAUAAAACACAUUGCACCAAGCUUCUUCAGGAGAAUGAGAUAGAAUUUAUGAACCAAAACCCUCAAAGAGUUGGUCAGAUGCCUAGCCUUAGAUCUCAGAUACAGGCUGUGACUUAUGCACAGAAAAUGAUAAGAGGAUUCUUGGCAAGAAAGAAUAAGCCAAAGAAUAAGAUCAGCAAAUCUAUUGUGUACCAGUCAUGAAUGAGAAUCAGUGGUUCCCUCUUCUUAGUGAAACUAAUGGAAAUGAAAGUCAAAGAAUCCCAAAAACACUACUUCCUUUAUGUCCAGAGUAAGGGAGCUCACAGAAGUGCUGACGAGCACAAACAGUUUGAGUUUGAGGCUGGAAAUAUGAAGGAUUACGAACUCUCUAAGGAUAAUUUAGACAUCUUAUUCAAGCAAUUUACCAAGAUAGACCUCUUAGAUGAUGAUGACUUGGAGAUAGAUUGGGAUGGCUUCAUAUCAAGAAUGCAACAGAGAGAAGAAUUCGAGCAAGAAUUUAAAUUUGUAGAGAUGGAUUCUUGUUAAAUAAUAGUUGUGUCCGAGAAAUAGAAGAAUAAGUU
Moneuplotes crassus is the source of this 4071-nucleotide messenger RNA. The record is from the annotation of a GenBank genome assembly. NCBI's taxonomy places the organism in Eukaryota, Ciliophora, Spirotrichea, Euplotida, Euplotidae.